UCCCUCCUCCUCCACACUGCCGGCGCCGGAGCUGGAAUUGCUGCCCACUGCCGCACCCACCUCCUACGCCAAUGGGUUCCAAUCCACGCAACCAAACUCAACCCCCUCUCUCUACGCUGCAACACAUCCUCCUCUCCCACUGCUGUAGGAGGUGUAAGAGCUCAGGUUGCAACUGAGGCGGAAGCAGGAACUCCAGCUAGCCAGAAUGCGGAAGCGCCCGUUGUAGUGGUCACCGGAGCUUCCAGAGGCAUCGGUCGAGCAAUUGCUCUCUCCUUGGGUAAAUCUGGUUGCAAGGUGCUGGUCAACUACGCAAGGUCAUCCAAGGAAGCCGAGGAGGUUUCCAAGCAGAUCCAGGAAUUCGGUGGACAAGCUCUUACAUUUGGUGGAGAUGUUUCCAAUGAGGCUGAUGUGGAGUCUAUGAUUAAAACUGCUGUUGAUACUUGGGGAACAGUUGACGUGUUGGUAAAUAAUGCAGGAAUUACUCGAGAUGGCUUGUUGAUGCGGAUGAAGAAAUCACAAUGGCAGGAGGUUAUUGAUCUAAAUCUCACUGGUGUUUUUCUUUGCACCCAGGCAGCAGCUAAAAUUAUGAUGAAGAAGAAGAAGGGAAGGAUAAUCAAUAUUGCAUCAGUUGUUGGUUUGGUUGGGAAUGUUGGACAAGCCAAUUAUAGUGCUGCAAAAGCAGGAGUAAUUGGCCUGACAAAAACAGUUGCAAAGGAAUAUGCUAGCAGAAGCCUCACUGUUAAUGCAGUUGCCCCAGGGUUUAUUGCAUCUGACAUGACUGCCAAGCUAAGCGAAGACAUUGAGAAAAAGAUUCUGGAGACAAUUCCUUUAGGGAGAUAUGGCCAACCAGAAGAAGUUGCUGGACUUGUGGAAUUCUUGGCCCUCAAUCCUUCUGCUAGUUACAUCACUGGCCAGGUGUUCACUAUUGAUGGAGGCAUGGUGAUGUAAGUCAGUAAUAUGCUUCCUUUAGCAACUUGAGUUCUACGCGUAAAGUUCAUACCAAUAGGCAAUAGCCACAGAAAUUCAACUUCUUUCAUAUGGUGAUAGUUCAUUGUAUGCUGAUUUUUGCUCCAGUGUUAUACUUGGUGACUUAAUCCUAUCAUUUUUGUUUAGCUAUUAAAAGGCUUCUAAUUCGGAUGAA
Messenger RNA from Arachis duranensis, 1141 nucleotides. Its product is annotated as 3-oxoacyl-[acyl-carrier-protein] reductase 4. Gene Ontology annotation, biological process: fatty acid biosynthetic process. NCBI's taxonomy places the organism in Eukaryota, Viridiplantae, Streptophyta, Magnoliopsida, Fabales, Fabaceae. Gene Ontology annotation, molecular function: NAD binding; 3-oxoacyl-[acyl-carrier-protein] reductase (NADPH) activity. The record is from RefSeq and is a predicted model, not a curated record.